AUGGCUCCACCUGCCAUUAUCGCCCCCUCCAUCCUGAGCGCCAACUUCGCAGAUCUCGGCCAUGAUUGCACCAAGAAGAUGGAGCAAGGCGCUGACUGGCUCCAUGUCGACAUUAUGGACGGCCACUUCGUCCCCAACAUGACCAUCGGAUGUCCCGUCGUCUCUCAAAUCCGCGGCUGCGUCGACCGCCCACUUGAACCCUGUGCUCGCGGCACAUUCGACUGCCACAUGAUGAUCAUGGAGCCUCACAAAUGGGUCAAGGAAUUCCAGAAGGCUGGUUGCGAUCUUUACUGCUUCCACUAUGAAGCUGCCGUUUCAUCCGUUGCCGCCACCGAUCCCACCGAUAACGACACUACACAGCGCACUUCGCCGCGCCAAUUGAUCAAAUACAUUCACGAGCAGGGCAUGCAGGCCGGUAUUGCUAUUAAGCCCGAUACCCCCGUCGAUGUUCUGUGGGAUAUUUUGGAUAGUCCGGAUCUCGCCGAGCGACCUGAGAUGGUCCUCGUAAUGACAGUCCACCCCGGCUUCGGCGGCCAGAAAUUCAUGGCCUCCGAGCUCCCCAAGGUCUCGGCCCUGCGCGCCCGCUACCCGGAUUUGAACAUCGAGGUCGACGGUGGUCUUGGUCUGGGAACGAUCGAUCAGGCUGCCGAGGCUGGCGCCAAUGUUAUUGUGGCUGGAUCUGCCAUCUUUGGCGCGCAAGACCCCGCCGAUGUUAUUGCGAAACUGAGAGAAGCGGUGCAGAAGCGGAGGGGUCUUGAAGCCGGUUCGGCUUCUGCUUGA
Molecule: messenger RNA, 780 nt
Organism: Penicillium verhagenii
Lineage: Eukaryota; Fungi; Ascomycota; Eurotiomycetes; Eurotiales; Aspergillaceae
Product: ribulose-phosphate 3-epimerase RPE1
Exons: 3
Coding region: 1-780 (259 amino acids)
Biological process (GO): carbohydrate metabolic process; pentose-phosphate shunt; pentose-phosphate shunt, non-oxidative branch
Cellular component (GO): cytosol
Molecular function (GO): metal ion binding; D-ribulose-phosphate 3-epimerase activity
Source: RefSeq, a predicted model, not a curated record